Molecule: messenger RNA, 1843 nt
Organism: Aricia agestis (brown argus)
Lineage: Eukaryota; Metazoa; Arthropoda; Insecta; Lepidoptera; Lycaenidae
Exons: 3
Coding region: 107-499 (130 amino acids)
Source: RefSeq, a predicted model, not a curated record
AUGGCGCUAGUAGCGAUCCGGCCAUGUCAAACUUUGUUGUGAUUUAUCAGGAACAGGUUGUGUUGUUUUUUUGGUUAUAGAAGCGUCCAACAUCUUGUUUAUCAAAAUGUACUCAUCAUGGAAGCUAAGAGAACUCAAAGAAGAACUCAAUAAACGCGGGGCAAAAGUAACUGGAAAGAAAGCUGAUCUCGUAAAAAGGUUAGAAUUCUAUGACCAGAAUCUUCAGUGUGGCAAUCAAAGCCCUCAAAGUUCUCAACAUGGACAGAAUAUGGAUGUUCCAGCUGCAGAAACAUUUCGGGAUAUCAAUAGCUCAGUUGUUCUGCCCAAAAUCACGAAACAGCACAUACAAAGCUACUUUGACAGGUUCAAUAAAAAUAUUGGUGAUGCAAUAAAACUGUAUGAAUCAAGGUACCUGUAUGUUUUGAGGUCGAGUCAGCAAGGACAAGAUACAUUUUUGAAAGGUAUUUCAAUUGUAUUUAUUUAUGCUCAUCACAUUUAAUAUAAUAUAUCACUUAUCACACUGAAGCAGGCCAUGUUGUAACAGCUCCCACAUAAAACCAGUUAGCUCUCUCUGCACAAACUCUCCGAUUCAUCUUGAGCAAUCUGGUGUUUGUAUACUUUGUAUGUAUGAAUGUUAAUUAAGGCUUUAUACAACAGCUAAAACACCUUCAUUAUAAAUGAAAACAGUUUGGAUAUUGGUAUCAUACUUUCUUUUUUUAUAGGUUUUUGCAAGGCAUCUAUGAAACAACUUCAAUAUGAAGUAAAUAUCAAAAUUAGCCAAGAAGGGGUGCCAGAAGAGGCAAACUGUGAAUGUGCAGCAGGUCAAGGCAAUGAGGCUCACUGCAAACAUAUUGCUGUAGUUCUUCUGGGUGCAGAAAGUAUGGCUCAACAGAAAAUAAUAUUACUAAACGAAGUGUCAACUUCAAAAUUACAAACAUUCCACCAGCCGGCAAAGAAAUAUUAUGCUACACCACUGAAAGCUUCAAGAUUACCGUCAAAGCGAGAUGUUAAAAAGACAGUAUUUUCACCAUACUUGAAAAAACAUCCAGACUUUGACAAAGCAGCAUAUCAAAGCCGAUUCCAAAGCCUGAUUUUAAAUUUUCCAGCUUUGAUGCCCUUGAGGCAGGUAUAUCCACCAGCUAACCAACAUGCCAUAAGUGUUGAUCAUGACUACAGGGAGAAAAGUCCAAUAAAUGAGUUUUUAGAAACAAUGUAUUUAGAAAAUGUCUCCGAAGAAAAAAUUCUUGAAAUUGAGACCAAGACCAGAGGCCAAAGUACCUGUAAAAUGUGGCAUGAUCUUAGAAAAAGUCACAUAACUGCAAGUAUAUUUCAUACUGUGUGCCACUUAACAGAUGAAACCAAACAGAAAUAUGCACAGCAAAUAUUAUACAAAAAAAAUAUAAAGACAAAAGCAAUGGCUCAUGGAUUAAUAAAUGAAAAAGUAGCAUUAAAGAAAUAUAUUGAGCUGUAUGAACUGGACGUUAUGGAAUGUGGGUUAUUUUUAUCAAAAGAACGCCCUUAUUUAGGUGCUUCCCCGGAUGGUCUACUUGGAUUGGAUACAAUUAUAGAAGUAAAAUGCCCAUAUGCUUCAAGAUACAGCAUGAUUACUCCAGAAACUGUGCCUUAUUUAAAUUAUAAUGAAAAUGGGCAACUAUCUUUGAAAAUAAAAAAUAUUUAUUAUUAUCAGGUACAAGGGCUGUUAUACGUGACAAAAAGAAAGUUUUGCAAUUUCAUUGUAUUUACCUUUAAAGAUAUGAAGGUAGUGUUUAUAGACCGAGAUGAUACAUUUAUCCAGGAGAUGCUACAAAAGCUUGAUUUCUUCUAUAAUAGGUUUUUCAAACAA